AGUGUUCUAAGUUGUAACGUGUUAUUUUCUUAAUUCAUUUAUUCAAACUUGGCAACUGUAUUGUUGUCGGCCAUAAAAAAAGUAACGGAGAUUAUGGUAGAGCAAUCGCAUUAGGGAUAACUGCAAAAUUAGAAUCAGGCUGCGCCGAUGUCUGGAGGAGUAGCUGUCGGGUGAAUCAUGAUCGGUGUCGGUCGGUGUGGAUUUUGACAGCUUCCAUCGGACGUUUGCUGUUUUGCUGAGACUGUAAAAUUUGGAAAUGAAGAAGUUUCUGCCAAAGAUCGACCGCUCAGCUCAGCAAAAUAGUUACAUCGGAAAAGUGUUUAAUGUGGGACGUUAUGCGGUGACAGUUGAAGAUGUGAUUGCUGAGGGUGGGUUUGCCAUUGUCUUCUUGGUGAAGGCGCAGAAUGGCAGGCGGUACGCCCUUAAGAGGAUGUAUGUGAACAAUGAGCUGGAUCUGAACACCUGCAAGCGGGAAAUCCAUAUCGCUAAAACUUUAAGUGGGCACAAGAAUAUAAUCAAGUUUGUAGACUGCAGUAUUACAGUCACUCCAAACAAGGUCUAUGAAAUUCUCAUCUUGAUGCAGUAUUGUAAAGGUGACGUCAUACAGCAGAUGAAUGAACGACUCAAUGUAGGCUUUACCCAGGCUGAAGUUCUGCACAUAUUUUGUGAUGUGUGUGAAGCUGUUUCCAGGUUACAUCAUUGUCAAACUCCCAUUAUACACAGAGACCUCAAGGUAGAAAACAUAUUGAUAGAAGAUGGUGGGAAUUAUGUUCUGUGUGACUUUGGAAGUGCAACAGGAAAAUUCCUCAACCCUGAGCAGCAUGGUGUACAGCAAGUGGAGGAUGAAAUACAAAAAUACACCACUCUGUCUUAUAGGGCACCAGAGAUGAUAGACUUGUAUUCUGGUAAAGUGAUAACUACCAAAGCUGAUAUAUGGGCUUUGGGAUGUAUGCUGUAUAAAUUAUGUUUUUUCACACUGCCAUUUGGAGAGAGCACGCUAGCAAUACAAAGUGGCAAUUUUACAAUUCCUGAUAACUCCAAGUAUUCCAGAGAGCUACACGCAUUGAUUGCAUACAUGUUAGAUGUAGAUGCAGAGAAACGACCAGAUAUAUUCCAAGUAUCUACAGUAGCUUUCGGCAUCCAGGGAAGGAAGUGCCCUGUGCCAAAUGUACAUAAAAGUCCCCAACCCGAUGUGAAUACUCUUCCUGUGCCUAUGUUUGAGAGUGAAGCUAGACAAGUGAAAACCACCACACAGAAGACUGUGGCACCUUCUACUAUAGAGAGCACAAGCAUUGCCCCGCGUCAGCGCCCCAAAGGGCAGGCAGUGCCCCAAUCAGCCACACUGGGCCUUCCUAUACAAACCAGCAUUGCUCCACGAAAACGCCCGACUGCCAGUAACCCUCAGACACCUGUCAGUGACUCCUGUGAUAUGCCACACCCACCUGCCCCCUCCCCAGGAGCUACACAGCAUCUGUAUGCUCCCAACCAACAAGCCCUGUACCAUCAAUCCCCAGGGCUCCACCCAGGCUACCAGUAUAAUAUGGCUUUACAACAACAACAACAACAACAGUUACAGCUGCAACAACAACAGCAGCUGCAGAUGCAACAACAACAGCUGCAAAUGCAGCAACAACAACAGCAACAACAGAUGCAGCACCAGCAAUUGCAGAUGCAGCACCAGCAACAACAGCAGCAGCAGAUGCAGCCAGCGAUGUAUAUGCACGCUUCACAAAUACCCACCUCCCAGUCAACUUAUCCUUUAACCAGUAGUUCAACUCAGCUCAGCCCUAGUAUGGAGGAUCUCUUGUUUAUGACUACUUUUACUGACCCCUUCUCUGGUUCUGACCCCAAAUCUAUGUCUGCCUCCGCCACAGUGCUCUCUUCUCACCUGGUCAGUCAGCUCUCUCAGGCCAGCAAUGGUCAAGUGGAAAACCAGGAAUUCAACCCAAGGACGCAGUACAACCCAAGAACAGAGGGGUUUAACCCAAGGACGGAGGAGCCCAGUGAGGAUGCAAAGUUUAAAAAACCUGCAAGGCCUCCCCUCAAACCAAACGACGCUCAGCCGCUGAUAUCUGUGACGCCCCCAGCUUCCCCUCACCGAGCUCACCGUCGCUACCGCAGUGACACAUCCUCUCUCGCAAUGGGAGGAAAGGGCAGUGCUUUCAGGGCUUACGCUGGUACAAGUAACCUGCUUGCUCCGCUGGAAAGCCAACAGAAGUCUAAAUCAGCUUCAACAACCCCAAUACAUUCACCACCAAGAACUCCUGAGCUGUCCAGACAUCUCUCUGUGGAUAUGUCAGAGUGGAAUCCUUUUGGAGAUGAUAACUUUGGUGCUUAUACAGAAGAUAUCCUCUUUGGCAAAGAGUUUGAUAAACUGCGUCGGGGCUCAAAUAGCAGUAUAUCCAAUGUAAAAAGUCGUGAAGAUCUGGUCAUGUCAGGGUCUGACUCAUCUGAUCCUUUCAGCAAUGCCCCCUUCAAAAAACCAGGCCGUAAACAUUCCAAAGCAAACAUGGGCAGUGGCCAGCAAAGAAACAGUGCUCGGAGUUCUAUUUCAAGUUACGGAGAAGAUGAUAUUAAAAAUCGACGACGCCACAGUACUGGGUCUGCAGACUUUAAAGCUCAGGUGUCUGACCUCAUUGACUUUCAAUCCGAUGCCAGUCCAAAAAGCCAUGAUUUGUUUGGGGCAGCUCCAUUGAUGAAAGCUGCUUUGGGUAAAUCUAGUCGGUACAAACAGCUAGUGGACACAGAUGAAGAGCAAGAGGUUUUCCUUCCUGAACCUGCAAAAUCAGAACCACGCAAAUCUGAGUCGCAGUCGGGAAUUUGGAAGAAGCUGAUGGAACCUAAUAGUGGUGAUAAACGUACAGCCGUAUUCCAGGAAAUCUGAUGGUAAAGCUGACUCUGGAAAAUGGACCAAACUAGUGGACACUGAUGAGGAGAGAGAGGGUUCAUCUCUUGCUGGCAGUUUGCCAGACAAUCCUCACUGGGUGAGAAAGUCUCCGGAAAUUGUG
Liolophura sinensis is the source of this 3008-nucleotide messenger RNA. RefSeq names its product AP2-associated protein kinase 1-like. The transcript is spliced from 16 exons. Bases 257 to 2884 code for a protein of 875 amino acids. The record is from RefSeq and is a predicted model, not a curated record. Lineage: Eukaryota; Metazoa; Mollusca; Polyplacophora; Chitonida; Chitonidae. Gene Ontology annotation, biological process: protein phosphorylation. Gene Ontology annotation, molecular function: protein kinase activity; ATP binding.